Messenger RNA from Perognathus longimembris pacificus (Pacific pocket mouse), 2008 nucleotides. RefSeq names its product abl interactor 2 (gene Abi2). Lineage: Eukaryota; Metazoa; Chordata; Mammalia; Rodentia; Heteromyidae. The transcript is spliced from 11 exons. Bases 159 to 1769 code for a protein of 536 amino acids. Gene Ontology annotation, molecular function: SH3 domain binding. The record is from RefSeq and is a predicted model, not a curated record. Gene Ontology annotation, cellular component: lamellipodium.
GCGCGCGCUGGGGGUGUUUCUUGCUCCUCCCGAGUUACGGCCGCGGUCGCGGCAGCUCCUCCUCUCCCAGGCUUGGGUUUCCCCGGCGCCGCCACCGCCGCUAGCCCUGCGGGUUGCAUGAGGAGGAGGAGAAGGAGGAGGAGGAGGAGGAUGUGAAGAUGGCGGAGCUGCAGAUGCUGCUGGAAGAGGAAAUCCCGGGGGGCCGCCGGGCCCUCUUCGACAGCUAUACGAAUCUGGAGCGGGUGGCCGACUACUGCGAGAACAACUACAUCCAGUCAUCAGAUAAGCAGCGAGCCCUUGAAGAAACCAAAGCCUAUACCACCCAAUCCUUAGCAAGCGUUGCCUAUUUGAUAAACACCUUGGCCAACAAUGUCCUACAGAUGCUGGAUAUCCAGGCAUCCCAGUUACGAAGGAUGGAAUCUUCAAUCAAUCACAUUUCACAAACAGUGGAUAUUCAUAAAGAGAAAGUUGCAAGAAGAGAAAUUGGUAUAUUGACUACCAAUAAAAACACUUCAAGGACACAUAAGAUUAUUGCUCCAGCUAAUCUUGAACGACCAGUUCGUUAUAUUAGAAAACCUAUUGACUAUACAAUUCUAGAUGAUAUUGGGCAUGGAGUAAAGGUGAGUACCCAGAAUAUGAAGAUGGGUGGGCUGCCACGUACAACACCUCCAACUCAGAAACCCCCCAGCCCCCCAAUGUCAGGGAAAGGGACACUUGGGCGGCACUCCCCCUAUCGCACACUGGAGCCAGUGCGUCCUCCAGUGGUACCAAAUGAUUACGUACCUAGCCCAACCCGUAAUAUGGCUCCCUCGCAGCAGAGCCCUGUGAGGACAGCUUCUGUGAAUCAAAGAAAUCGCACUUACAGUAGCAGUGGGAGUAGUGGAGGAAGCCACCCCAGUAGUCGGAGCAGCAGUCGGGAGAACAGUGGAAGUGGGAGUGUGGGGGUUCCUAUCGCUGUACCUACUCCGUCUCCUCCCAGUGUCUUCCCAGCCCCUGCUGGCUCUGCCGGCACUCCUCCCCUUCCUGCUACUUCUGCAUCUGCCCCUACCCCUCUUGUUCCUGCUACUGUCCCCUCCUCUGCUGCCCCAGAAGCUGCUGCUGGGGGGGCCCAGACCCUUGCUGAUGGCUUCACUUCUCCAACUCCCCCUGUUAUUUCUUCCAAUCCCCCUACAGGUCAUCCUGUUCAGUUCUACAGCAUGAAUAGGCCUGCCUCUCGUCAUACUCCCCCAACAAUAGGAGGUUCGCUGCCCUAUAGACGCCCUCCUUCCAUAACUUCACAAACAAGCCUUCAGAAUCAGAUGAAUGGAGGACCUUUUUAUAGCCAGAAUCCAGUAUCUCUUGCUCCUCCUCCUCCCUCCAUCCUUCAGGUAACUCCUCAGUUACCUUUAAUGGGAUUUGUGGCCAGAGUCCAAGAAAAUAUUUCAGAUACACCACCUCCACCACCACCUGUGGAAGAGCCAGUCUUUGACGAAUCUCCCCCUCCUCCUCCCCCUCCAGAAGAUUACGAGGAGGAGGAGGCAGCCGUGGUUGAGUACAGCGAUCCUUAUGCUGAAGAGGACCCCCCAUGGGCUCCGAGGUCUUACUUGGAAAAAGUCGUGGCAAUAUAUGAUUACACAAAAGACAAGGAAGAUGAGCUGUCCUUUCAGGAAGGAGCCAUCAUUUACGUCAUCAAGAAGAAUGACGAUGGUUGGUAUGAAGGCGUUAUGAAUGGAGUGACUGGGCUCUUUCCUGGGAAUUAUGUUGAGUCCAUCAUGCAUUAUUCCGAGUAAAUUUCAGCAGGGCUGUGCUUCCUCCCAGGAAUAGUCAGGUCUUCCCAGAUUACCCAGAGGCCCUGGGCAUUUCCUCCAGUGAAAUAGAAUGAAGGGUACAAAUGAUAAAAAAACUUUUUUUUUUAAUCCCCAGUAUUAAAAACAAAAAGGCAAGCCAAAUCUGAACAAAUGCAUCUUUCUGCCAUCAUUUGUACUAUGCUGAGCUGUCUGGAUUGAAAUAAAGUGACCAUUUCUGAGUA